Messenger RNA from Sorex araneus (European shrew), 1353 nucleotides. Its product is annotated as olfactory receptor 1440-like. The transcript is spliced from 3 exons. The record is from RefSeq and is a predicted model, not a curated record. Gene Ontology annotation, cellular component: membrane. Gene Ontology annotation, biological process: G protein-coupled receptor signaling pathway; sensory perception of smell. Gene Ontology annotation, molecular function: odorant binding; G protein-coupled receptor activity; olfactory receptor activity. The coding region runs from base 1 to 1353 and encodes 450 amino acids. NCBI's taxonomy places the organism in Eukaryota, Metazoa, Chordata, Mammalia, Eulipotyphla, Soricidae.
AUGCCGCCCCCAGCAGCCACCGACUGUGUGCUGUCUACUUCCUCAUUCAGGUACGCCUGCUCCCCUCACUGCGCAUCCCAGUCCUCCCUGCCCACGGGCUCCGCAUGCGGACCCCAGGACCCAAUCUCAACCCAGUGGCCAGUGGCCAGAAGGGGCGUGGUCUCUGUGGUAGUGGGCAUUGUCUCUGCUGCAGGGGGCAUGAUGUCUGAAAGCAUCUCUAAGGAAGGAUAUAGAAACCACACCUCCGUGGCCAUGUUUGUCCUCUUGGGACUCACAAGUGAAAAAGAUCUACAGCUCAUUCUCUUUCCUGUCUUCCUAGUGAUCUACCUGGUGACCCUAAUUUCAAACCUGGGUCUGAUCAUUCUAAUCAGAAUGGACUCUCACCUGCACACACCUAUGUACUUUUUUCUCAGUUGCCUGUCAUUCAUAGAUAUCUGCUAUUCGACUUCCAUUAGCCCAAGGAUGCUUUCAGAUUUAUUUAAGGAUAGAAAGACGAUUUCCUUUGUUUCAUGUGCUACUCAGUAUUCUGUGUUUGCUUGGAUGGGUAUUUCUGAGUGCUGCAUCUUAGCCAUCAUGGCCUAUGACAGAUAUGUGGCCAUUGGUAACCCUCUGCAGUACUCAGCCAUUAUGAACCCUAACCUCUGUUGCAAAAUGGUUACUGCAGCCCUUGGAAGUGGUUUUAUUGGUAGUUUAGUUGAAACUGUGCCUUGCAUCAAUCUUUAUUACUGUGGUCCAAAUGUCAUUCGACAUUUCUUCUGUGAAUUACCCCAGAUUGUUUCCUUGGCUUGCUCCAAUACCUUUGUUUGCCAAAUCAUUAUUUUUCUGGUAGCUCUGUUGUUUGCGUUUGGUUCUAUGCUCUUUAUCCUUUUAUCCUAUGCUUUUAUUGUAGCUUCCAUCCUGAAAAUAUCCUCUGCUAAAGGCAGUCUCAAGGCCUUCAAUACCUGUGCCUCCCACCUGGCUGUUGUCACCCUCUUCUAUGGCACAUGCCUCUCUGUGUACAUGAGUCCUAAUUCUAAUCAUUCCAAGAAUCGGGACAAGGUUCUGUCAGUGUUCUAUGUUAAUGUUAUUCCCAUGUUGAAUCCUCUUAUCUAUAGUCUGAGGAACAAGGAGAUCAAAGAGGCUCUUAAAAAGGUACGCCUGCUCCCCUCACUGCGCAUCCCAGUCCUCCCUGCCCACGGGCUCUACAUGCGGACCCCAGGACCCAAUCUCAACACGGUGGCCAGUGGCCAGAAGGGCGUGGUCUCUGUGGUAGUGGGCAUUGUCUCUGCUGCAGGGGGCGUGGUCUCGGGGGGCGCCUCAGUUAUUUUCCCCUGUUUUAGUAUACUUGACAGAUAUCUUAAUCCCAUUACCUAA